Molecule: messenger RNA, 1045 nt
Organism: Paramecium pentaurelia
Lineage: Eukaryota; Ciliophora; Oligohymenophorea; Peniculida; Parameciidae
Source: the annotation of a GenBank genome assembly
UAAUGAACCUUGAUGACAUUUAUAAUUGGUAUUCAUUAUCCUCUCAUUAUUAGGAUUCUUUAACAUCCCUAGAACUAUCCUGGAAAAUAAUAGGAAUCAUAACCACGAACUGUACAGUCUUAUAAACCACUUGAACCAAAAGCUUAAUUUCAUAUCAUUAUCAAAGCCACUGCUGAAUACAUCAAAGAGAAAAUGCUUAAUGGAAAUGUAAAAUUCAAUAAUAUCUAAAGGGAGUCAAUAUGAAAGAAUUGGGAGCAUUUACUAUGGAAGUCAUUUCUGAUUAUGUGAAACCUCUCUAACAUUCAGGAUUCAAUAUGACUCAAGACUUAGCCAUUUAGAGAGCAGAUAGAAAACAUGUUCAUUAAAUCAGGUACUUUAUUUUCCAUAUAAAUUAUAGACCUUGUUUUGUUCCUGACAAUGCAUUUAAAUAUUUCUUGGCUCGUUAUCCAGGCAAAGAGGAAAUUACUAAACCUUUAAGUCAACAUUCUAUAUAUCAGAAAGGAUUUGGAAUGAACUUUUGUAAUGCUGGUCCAAUUGCAGCAUCAAGGUUAGUAUAUAUUAAUUGUGAUAAAGUUAUCUAGGAAAAGAUGUUGUAUAAUCAGUUCAUACUUCGUUGAUAAAAGCUAUUCAUGAUUUAACCAGACUUGGACAUGAUUUACAUAUAGAUUUGGGAUUUAUUAAGAUAUCUGUAUAAAAUAGAGAUUUAAGAUAUAAAUAUGAUUAAACAUUUAUUAAUAGACUCAACUAAACAGAUUAUGAAUUAAAAGUAAAUUUAUAUCAGUAUUUUCAAGAUGCGUAAAUCUGAUUUAGGAACAUCUUAACAUUGGACAACUACAUAUUAAGAGAAAUGGUCAAAAAGCACGUAAUAAUUAGUUAAUUAUUUAAUAGUUUAAAUAAUUUAUUGACUAGACCAAAUCCAAACCAAGUUUAAGAAAAUUAUGAGAAAUCUAUGGCCUUGAAGAUUAUGUCUUUGGAUUUGAAUACAGCAGAACAAACCAAUUAUAGCAAAAAGUAAAAAGUCUAAUUACCAACACUUAAUAAAUGA